Myotis lucifugus (little brown bat) is the source of this 2913-nucleotide messenger RNA. Its product is annotated as zinc finger protein 181-like. The transcript has 6 exons. The coding region runs from base 619 to 2115 and encodes 498 amino acids. Gene Ontology annotation, biological process: negative regulation of transcription by RNA polymerase II. Lineage: Eukaryota; Metazoa; Chordata; Mammalia; Chiroptera; Vespertilionidae. Gene Ontology annotation, molecular function: DNA-binding transcription repressor activity, RNA polymerase II-specific. The record is from RefSeq and is a predicted model, not a curated record.
ACGCCUAAGCGCGUCUGAAAGGUCAGGUCGGAAGGCGGCCGGCAGAACCCACGUGCGAACGACCACGUUCCCCCGCACACUUUUCCGGGACUCACACGCGAUGGCUCUUACAACGCAGCGGGGAGCAGGCGGCGAGUCCACCAGAGGCUCCCGUCGCCCCUCCUCACUCUGCGUGCGUGUCCCGCCGCCCCACGCGUCCAGGCCGAGUUCUCGCGGGGCGCGGAGACCGCGCGCGGCCGCGGAGACUGCUGGGAAGUGUGGUUUUGCUGGAGGCGACCGGGCGCAGCGCCGGUAACUAGUGUGUGCGGCGCGGAGAAGUCUGAGAAAUGGCGCCUUGCUGGGGGCUCCGCUCGUGGUCCACCCCGCGCUAGUGUCGGGCCAGGCGGAAUUCUCCGACCUGGACGCUGGGAGGACGCGGCGGUGCAGUUUCCGUGAGGGCGGCGACCAUUGUCCGCGCACAGCGACCCGGCGCGUCCGGUGUGUCACAGAGCUGCAAGAUAGUCCCGAUUUUUCAUGACUGCUUUUUCCUGUCCUUAAUUUGCCAUCUCAGGACAGUGCCCUCCAAUUAUACAAGAGCCUGGAAAGACAACUGUGUUGACUACUGGAAAUUGCCAAGUCAUGUUCCAGGUAACAUUUAGUGAUGUGGCCAUAGACUUCUCUCAUGAAGAGUGGGGAUGGCUAGAUUCUGUUCAGAGGGAUUUAUACAAGGAUGUGAUGGUCCAGAAUUAUGAGAACCUGGUCUCUCUAGCAGGUCUUUCGAUACCUAAGCCAUAUGUGAUCACUUUAUUGGAGGAUGGGAAAGAACCUUGGAUGGUGGAGAAAAAACUGAGAAAAGGUAUGUUUUCAGAUUGGAAAUUAAGAUGGGAAAACAGAGAAUUAUCAGCGAAGGAGGAUAUUUAUGAAGAUGACUCACCCCAAACGAGAAUUUCUGCUGAAGGGAAAUCACAUAAACAUGAUAUAUUUAAGAAGAUCUUACCGAAAAAGUCAUUUAUAAAAAAUGAGAAUAUCAAUGGUGGAAAGAAACUUUUGAAUUCUAAUGGAAGUGUGGCAGCCUUCAGCCAGAGCAAAUCUCGUACCCUUCACCAGACUUAUAAUAGAGAGAAAAUCUAUACAUGCAGUGAAUGUGGGAAAGCCUUUGGCAAACAAUCAAUUCUUAAUCGCCACUGGAGAAUUCAUACAGGAGAGAAGCCUUAUGAAUGUCGUGAAUGUGGGAAGACUUUUAGCCAUGGCUCAUCCCUUACUCGCCAUCAGAUAAGCCAUAGUGGUGAGAAACCUUACAAAUGUAUUGACUGUGGGAAGGCCUUUAGCCAUGUCUCAUCACUUACUAAUCAUCAAAGCACUCACACUGGAGAGAAACCAUAUGAAUGUAUGAACUGUGGAAAGUCUUUUAGUCGUGUUUCACAUCUCAUUGAGCAUCUGAGAAUUCAUACUCAAGAAAAACUCUAUGAGUGUCAAAUAUGUGAGAAGGCCUUCAUUCAUAGGUCAUCUCUCAUUCACCAUCAGAAAAUUCAUACUGGAGAGAAACCUUAUGAAUGUAGUGAAUGUAGAAAAGCCUUUUGCUGUAGCUCACACCUUACUCGACAUCAAAGAAUUCACACUAUAGAGAAACAAUUUGAAUGCAACAAAUGUCUGAAAGUCUUUAGUAGCCUCUCAUUUCUUAUUCAGCAUAAGAGUAUUCAUACUGAAGAAAAACCCUUUGAAUGUCAGAAAUGCAGGAAAUCCUUCAACCAGCCUGAAUCACUGAAUAUGCAUUUGAGAAAUCACAUUAGAUUGAAACCUUAUGAAUGCAAUAUAUGUGGGAAAGCCUUCAGUCAUAGGUCAUCCCUGCUUCAACAUCACAGAAUUCAUACUGGAGAGAAACCCUAUGAAUGUAUAAAAUGUGGGAAGACCUUCAGUUGUAGUUCAAAUCUUACUGUACAUCAGAGAAUUCAUACUGGAGAAAAGCCAUAUAAAUGUAAUGAAUGUGGGAAAGCUUUUUGCAAAGGCUCAAAUCUUACUGCCCAUCAGAGGAUACAUAAUGGAGAGAAACUCAGUAGUGCCCUAAGUGUGGAAAAACCUUUAGGCUAUCUGAAUCACUAUACGUGUGAAAAAUCAUAUAUGAGAGAAACUGUAUGAAUGCAGUGUUUUUCAUAAUAUAUUUCAGCCAUUGAUCCUCCCUGAUUGAGCAACAGAAAAUCUAUAUUGGAGAAAAGUCUUAAGAGAAUAAUAACUAUAGGAAGGUCUUUAGCAAUGGUACAAGACACAUUGUCCAGAGUUCACACUGAAGAGAGACCAUAUGAAGGUAAUAAAUGUGAGAAUGCCUUUAGCCAGUAUUAAUCUUUUAAUAAGUAAACCCACACUGUAUUUACUGUUCUAUAUAUGUAAUAACAAAUAUGGGGAAGACUUGGCAAUAUGAAUCUCUUAUGAAAUAUGUACAAACAUGUACAAGAGAGACAAAAUAUGAAUAUAAAUUUGUGGAAAGUCCUUUAGUUAAAGUGCAUCCCUCAUGCUACAUCAAAGAACUCACACUGCAGAGAAAGCUUAUGUAAGAAAUGUAGCAAAGUGUUCACUAAGAGCUCUUAUUUUCUUAGACAUGGAAUGUUUGGAACAACCUGUGUACUAAUGCUAGAACAACCUGAAGGAUGUAGGAAUUAUGUGUAAAUCUUUGCAAUGAUGCCAUUUGUAGACAGUUUUACAGGAGAGCAAACAAGCAUAUUAUAAAUAAAUAUGCAUUUCUUAUAGCAGUAGCUUGCAAUUUUACUUAAGUUCUACAUAGAAAUUAUCUUUGGUUAAUGGGCAUGGGAAGAUAUUUAGUUACUCAGUGGAUUGAGUAAAUGUUAUAAAGAUGAAAAUUAAAUUUGCAAAAGAAGUAAAAAGUGGUGUGAAUGAAAUUCUUAGUCUCUAAUAAAACCAGUUGUAUAUAUUAAACUCACA